GGCCAUCCAGAUUGACAAUCAGCUGUUGUGGUCCGAACCUCAAUGUGAUUUUCAGGGCUUUUUUAACAAUAAAAAAUAAACACCGGUGUUUUCUGAUAUUUCAUGGUAACAAACACUAACUACUUGCUAUGGAUAGCAAUGAAGCAGAGAAUCGUUCGGAUAGUAAAAUGCCAGUCAAAAAGGAGUAUAUCCCUUUAGGCACCACCAUACAUGAAGAACAACCUUUUGUGUAUGUUUUGAGUUCGAAAUUUCGCACUGAGUGUUGUGAUUUUUGCUUUAAGAAAUGGGCUCAACUAUCGAAAUGCUCAGCCUGCAAGUACGUGUACUAUUGCGGAAAAGCAUGCCAAAAACAAGGGUGGAUGGUGCAUAAAUAUGAAUGCCACAAUUUAAAGAAAAUUGCUCCCAGGAUCUUGCCUGAUGCUGCCAGAAUGUUGUUUAGAAUCCACAAAAAAAUGCAAACUGGAGGAGCUGCAUGCAAGACGUGUUACACCAAAGGACAGUACCGGAUGUGGAAAGAUCUGAUGUCCCAUUAUCCCGAGCUUAAAAAGGACGCAAGAAGAAUGGAACAUUUGUCGUCACUAUACGCGGUUUUAACUGAAUUUUUCCAGGAAGAACUAGGGCCGAAUUUCGUGGAAAUGAUGGAACUUUAUGGUAGGAUGUGCAUUAACAGCUUCAAUAUUUGCAAUCAAGAGCUGCAAAGCUUGGGUACCGGUAUUUAUUUGGGGGCUUCCAUAUUCGACCAUUCCUGCCAUCCGAACGCCCUGGCAAUAUUCGAAGGCACUACUUUGAUUAUCAGAACUUUAUACGCCUUGCCUGAAGUGGAUUUGUCCAAAAUCAGAAUCAGUUACAUCGACGUGUUGGCCUCAACAGAAGAGCGUCAAAAGGAAUUGUUAGAUGCGUACUAUUUUCUGUGCGAUUGCCCCAAGUGUUUGCUGGCAGAAGAUCGCACGGAGCUGUUUGGGGCCCAGUGCCAGAACACCGCGUGUAAAAGCGCAGUUUGCUGUGAAAAAGCGAAAUGUGAUAAAUGCGGAAAAGAAUUGACGCAAAAGUUUAUCAAUGAGUUUAGAAGCGUUGUGGAACUCACGGAAAAUCACCUAGCCACAAUGAAGGACAUGACAUGUCUGGACGUUUGUAAAAUUUGCCUGAAAAAACACAAAGGAGUGCUCUACAAGCACCACUUGAGACACAUCAAAACUCUGGACUUGGCUUUUGAGGCCUCCAUAGAUUUAGGCAAAUUCGACGACGCCUUGCAGUAUGGCUUGGAACUCGCUGAAUGCUAUGAGAAACGCUACCCGACGAUUCACCCUUUAACAGGUCUCUUGCAUUUGAAGCUGGCCAAAUUGCUGAUGAACGAGCGCAAAGUGAGGGAGUGUGUGCGACAUUUAAGGCAAGCAAGUGAUAUUUUAAAAGUUACGCAUUCAAGCACGAGUUCAUUGUACAAGACAGAAGUGUUUCCUCUAAUUCAGCAAUGUAAACUCAUGAAUGGAAUUAAACGCACAUAAAUGCUU
This is a messenger RNA of Dendroctonus ponderosae (mountain pine beetle), 1508 nucleotides long. Its product is annotated as histone-lysine N-methyltransferase SMYD3. Lineage: Eukaryota; Metazoa; Arthropoda; Insecta; Coleoptera; Curculionidae. Gene Ontology annotation, cellular component: nucleus. The coding region runs from base 129 to 1502 and encodes 457 amino acids. The transcript has 9 exons. Gene Ontology annotation, molecular function: protein binding. The record is from RefSeq and is a predicted model, not a curated record.